GUCAACUCUGAGGUCUCAGCAUUUUCUCAGUGGACAGAGAAACAGCCUGUGGGCAGGAAGAGAAUUUCCUGAAACUCUGAGUGGAUCCGAAAGUUCCAGCUGCCUGCAGAAUUGAGUAGGGCCGAGGAUGCAGCCGCAGGCGAAGGAUGCCGGGCUCAGGGUCCCGCAGGAGUGCACCAGGGGGACGUCCACGCCGGAGGCCCCCAAGCCCGGCUGGGCCCUAACGCUGGAGGGGCUGGCGGCCCUACGCCCCGAGCAGCGCCACCACCAGCUGCUCUUCGGUGAUCUGCUUGAGGACGUGGGCGCGGCCGCCUCCAUCUUCCCGCGCGAGUCGGUGGAGCUGGCGAACCGUAUGCCCGACCCGCGCGCGUGGACGCAGUCGCUGGAGCUGCCCGCGGAGCGCCAGGACCGGCUCCUCGGCGUCCUCAAAGCAGCCGAGGCCCGCGGACGCAUCCGCGCCUUGCGGCUGCGCUACACCCGCAUGCGGGCGGAGGAGAUCUCCCUCCUCAUUCUGCAGCAGAAGUCCGCGCGCGCCGCCAUCAGGCUGGAGCUGUUCCUGCCGCCGCAGCUGAAGCCCACGCGGAUUCGGGACCCGCUGGACCGUCAAGAGCGGAGGCGCGUGGAGACCAUCCUGGAGGAGAAAGUCGAUGGCAGCAUCUUCCCGCGUUGACGGUGACCCCACAGCACGCGAACGCGCCCCACCUUCACACAUAAAGUUCUCGUUCUCCAGGUGCCCCCUGGUCUUUCCGCUCCCCCUCUCCAGGUCCACGGAGAAGGAAGGGGGGAGUGUGGCUGCUGCCUCCCCCACAUCCGAUGCCACAGACAUCUGGGUACACAGCGUGGGGCUCCCCCAACAAAGUAGGAAGGUGCAAGUGGACAGGUGUCAGAUUAUCAGGGGACAGAGACACUCCUAAUCUCCCAGAUACAGGUCUGCCCCCAUCAGGCAACCUAGUGCCCUCUGAGUCCCUGAGGGCCCCCAGUCUGGGGGGGACAGGAGGAACCUGGCUGGGCAACAGUCACACCCCCAGAAGUAACCGCAGCCUUGGGGAGAAAGUGGGGCCUAAGUGGAACCCCAGAUGUCAGGUCAUCCCAUCAGGGGAUCAGAGAGGAGGAUGACGUCCUGGGCAGGGGUUAACUGCACCAGCCAGAGCUGGCCUUUGGAGGGUCAGCCUUGGGCGGGAAGUCCUCCAGAGGGCUGAGGGGCUGGGCGAGGCAGGCCCCUAGUGCUCCAGACAGAAAAUCACCCUCUGGUUUUCCUUUCCAUUCUGAAUGGCCUCCUCUGCUCCCCUCACGCCCCCUUACCCGCCCACCACACACACACCCUCACGCACACAUUCACACACAGGACAGGAAGGAAACUACCCCUGCCCCAUUCUGACACACGCCCAUCCUGCACACCCUCUGGGCUCUGAAAAGCCUCCCAAGUUUCUGGACAGAAUUUACUCUUCUCCUUGAGACAGGCUCUUUGUGGAGUCUGGAACUUCUUUAGGCCACCUCUGCCUUUUCCUCCCUCCCAGCCCAUCCCAGCCACUGGCUGCAGAGGGGGGUCUGCAGGAGGGACUCAAACGAGCCCUCUCCCUGCCAGGGGCUCCUGCUGAGUCCACCGGCAGAGAACUGAUCCAGGAGUGGUGCGCUCUUUACCGGCAGAGGGCAGAGCUGGGUUCUGACUAGGAAUCCUGCUGCGUGACAGCCAGUGCCCCUCCCUAACCUGGCUCAGGACAGGACAGAGCCCCAUGGGGACCUGGGCCCUCGGAGCCCUCAGCAAGCCCUUUUCCCCUGCA
Equus quagga is the source of this 1781-nucleotide messenger RNA. It is a transcript of the gene LKAAEAR1, whose product is annotated as LKAAEAR motif containing 1. The record is from RefSeq and is a predicted model, not a curated record. The transcript is spliced from 4 exons. Lineage: Eukaryota; Metazoa; Chordata; Mammalia; Perissodactyla; Equidae. The coding region runs from base 128 to 670 and encodes 180 amino acids.